AUGCUGUUCUCAAGAUCCGGACGAACAAUAUUUCCUCUCCUUCCGCCCUACGGGGCUCACGACCCCAACGCAGGCCGAAUAAUCCCACUUCACCCAGACGGCCUGACACCAUACCUAGGUUUGCGGGCCCGACUGUCCCAAGUAUGGAUCAACCGCUGGACGAUCCUGCUUCUCCUCGUGCUGGUCCGACUUCUAAUCGCAAUCGGCGGCAUGGACUCCGACAUGGGCUCCGCCAGACGAGAGGCACUGUCGGCAUGCACAUCGGUGGAGUCCAUGGGCAGCUCGAUGGCGUCGAUGCCGCACUAUCUCUCCAAGGGAGUCAACGAGCUCACGGCGUCGGGGAUUGAGAAGUCUGUGAAUGGACUCAGAUCCAUGCUGCUGCUCACCAUCACCGGUGUCGAAGAGAUCGUUCUGUUCAUCAUCAAGAUCAUGUACCAGACCUACAUGUGUCUAAUUACGCUCGCUGUUCGCGGCAGUGUCUCCAUCGGCGUGGGACUCCUCAAAGACGCCGCCGACUUCCUCAACUCCACUCUCAAAGACAUCGGCAAAGACCUCGAAAAGACCGUCAGCACCUUCGAGGACGGCUUGAAGGACUUCGCCGAUAUGGUGAACAAGGCUGCUAGCGCGCUGGGCGCCCAUCUCCCUACUCUGGAUAUCGAUGGCUCUGUCGACAAACUCGAACACCUCCAGCUGCCGUCGUCGAUCGACAGCGGUCUCGACAAACUGAACAAUUCCAUGCCUACGUUCAGCGAGGUCCAGAACUUUACCGAGAACGUCAUCCGCUUCCCGUUCGAGGAGGUCAAGACCCUGGUCAAUCAUUCCCUGGGCACCUACACAUUUGAUCGCUCUGCACUACCGGUGCCAGCCAAGAAACAGCUGUCGUUCUGUGAAGACAACGACGGUAUCAACAAGUUCUUCGACGGAGUGUCGGAUUUGUCCUCGAUGGCACGCAAGAUCUUCAUUGCCGUCCUCGUCGUCGCAGCCAUCCUGGCCUGCAUUCCGGUCGCAUGGCAGGAAAUCCGUCGCUGGCGCUCAAUGAAAGAACGCGCCCAGCUCGUGCGCAAGGAAGCCCACGACCCCAUGGACGUGGUGUACAUCGUCUCGCGGCCGUAUACAGCCACAGCGGGGAUCAAGGCAGCAAGUCGCUUCAGCAACAGCCGGCGCCAGAUCCUCGUCCGGUGGGCCAUCGCCUACGCGACCUCGAUGCCAGCGCUGUUCGUGCUGGCUCUAGCGAUCGCGGCUCUAUUCUCGUGUUUGUGUCAGUACUUGCUGCUCCGCGCAGUGGAAAAAACUGUCCCAGAACUCAGCACCGAGGUCGGCGCCUUUGCUGACAAGGUGGUCGGGUCGCUGGAGAAUGCAUCGACGGAGUGGGCCACGGAUGCCAACGGGGUGAUCGCGCACAUGAACAAGGACCUGAACAAGGACGUGUUCGGGUGGGUGAACACCAGCACACAUGCAGUAAACGACACGCUGAACGUCUUCGUCGAGAAAACCACGGGCGUGCUCAACGAUACCUUUGGCGGCACACUGCUGUAUGAGCCGAUCAAAGACGUCUUCGACUGCCUGAUCGGGCUGAAGAUCGAGGGCGUCCAGAAGGGACUGACAUGGGUCUCUGACCACGCUCACAUCGACUUCCCCCUUCUCCCCAACGACACUUUCUCCACGGGCGCAGCCUCCAGCAUCUCCGACGAUGGCGGCGGCUCCAAUCCCUCGGACAGCUUCCUCGCCGACGCCGGCGACAAGACCUCCAACAAGAUUACCGAGGUCGUCGCCCGGGUAACCAGCAAGCUCGAGGACGCCCUCCGUAUCGAGGCAAUUAUCGCCACGGCCAUCCUACUGCUCUGGGUUCUCAUUGCCCUCAUCGGUAUAAUCCGCGCCCUGGCCCUCUUCUGGGGUCGAGAUCGGAACCGCGGCGAGGGAGGCGGCCAUGCGAUAGACCCUGUGCCCACUACCCGUGCACCCCCGUCCGACUCUAAUGGCUUCAUAGAUGUCCCUCUUACUGCUGUUCCGAAGGAUAUGGCUGCCCCCGUACCGCCGGCCCCUCCGUACGAGUAUGAGUCUCCGCCGGCGGCUGUCCCGGCGAGCGCCGUGCCUGUCCGGGGUGAGCCGUCGUAUGCGGAUGAGAAGAUGGGAUUCGCCGGGCAGCGCACCUAUGGGUCUGCGUUGCAGGUGGAUUCAGCACCGGAUUUGCGGGGGAGUAGCUAUGUGGAAUAUGAUAUGAAGCGCUGA
This is a messenger RNA of Penicillium alfredii, 2229 nucleotides long. RefSeq names its product pheromone-regulated protein PRM1 (gene prm1). Gene Ontology annotation, cellular component: mating projection tip. The record is from RefSeq and is a predicted model, not a curated record. NCBI's taxonomy places the organism in Eukaryota, Fungi, Ascomycota, Eurotiomycetes, Eurotiales, Aspergillaceae. The transcript has a single exon. Bases 1 to 2229 code for a protein of 742 amino acids.